Messenger RNA from Aureobasidium pullulans EXF-150, 708 nucleotides. RefSeq lists its product as uncharacterized. The coding region runs from base 1 to 570 and encodes 189 amino acids. The record is from RefSeq and is a predicted model, not a curated record. NCBI's taxonomy places the organism in Eukaryota, Fungi, Ascomycota, Dothideomycetes, Dothideales, Saccotheciaceae. The transcript has a single exon.
AUGUCUUCCGUCCUCGCCAAGCUCUCCGUAGCAGCAACUUUACUACUCACCUCCAUCCUCCAACCCACGUCAGCAAACCCUCUUCCCCAACAAUCCCUCGAAAAACGCGGCUGCUACGGUGGCUUCCCCUUCAACCAUCUCCAUGGCGGAUACCACCACGACCUGACCUCCGAAGUCCUCUCCGACAUCACCUCCACCUGCCUCGCCGCCGCAGGCAAAACCAUCUCCUCCUCAUCGCCUUUCUGGCGCUGCACGAACUGGCAAGAAACCAAUUCCUGGAAAGAGACCUGUUUCUCCGACUGCGAGGACGGAUGCGCCGCACUGCCUAAAGACUACGGCGCCGCACUUUGUGGCUUGGGCUGUGAUCCCAACUGCGACACAGGCCCCACUUAUGGGUAUAACCGUAUUGAUUGGGCGAUUGAGAUGAGGGAUGGAGGGGCGGACAAGGUUAUUGAUUUUGAGACUUGUGUUGAUGCUUUCAAGACUGAGUUGGGUGGUUGUCAGAGUGGGAGUGAGCAGUAUCAUGAUGGGUUCUGGUUCCGCAUUGAUCCUGCGCAGGGAGGGUGUUGAGUUUGGAGUAGAUGUUGCUCUUGGGUUGAGGACAGGAAUGGGGGAUGAGAGAGUAUGUGUUUACUCGUUCUGGGGUUUCUUCUUUGAUGUGCUGUCAUUGUGUUUCGUAUAUAGGCUGUCGUCGCUUACUGCCUCCAG